AUGCGGACAACUUUGCUUCGUCGGCAUUUGACUGCGUCGCCAUACACCUUACCUCCUACCAUCCGCCAGCUUCUGUCAUCCACGACAUACAAUUCCUCUAAUGAAGCCAAUGUUACGGUAACUGGCUGGAUCAAGUCCAUUCGACGCCAAAAACGCGUUUCGUUUGCUGUUGUAAGCGAUGGAACAACGUCCGCAGGCUUACAAGCCGUCUUUCCAAACUCUUCCCUUGUUCCCAAAGAAUUAACCAAUGGUGCCAGUGUCAAGUUGAGAGGCCGUCUCGGCAAAAGUCUCGGUGCAGGGCAAGAAAAGGAACUCGUCGUGAAAGAUGUGGAGGUUCUUGGUCUUUGUGAUCCUGAAACCUAUCCCAUUCAAAAGCAAGCCUUGUCUCAUGAAUUUUUACGAGAUAAUGUGCACCUUCGCACUCGCACUACUUCCGUUGCUGCGAUGCUACGCUUGAGGCAUGCUUUACAGCGGGAAUUAUCCUUUUAUCUUGAGCAACAAGGUUUUAUCCAUGUUCACACCCCACUCUUGACCUCCAACGACGCAGAGGGUGCUGGAGAAACUUUUAAACUCGCGAAAAUCACGGAGAAGGCGUCAAAUCUAGGAAAAACCGAUGUUAUAUUGACGGAUGCACUUUCUCAUCCGGAACAGGAUGAUGAAUUCUUCGGCCGCCCAGCUCACUUGACUGUCUCUGCCCAACUGCAUCUGGAAUCUUUUCAGGCGGCUAUAAGUCGAGUUUGGACGUUGUCGCCGUCAUUCAGAGCCGAGCGAAGUCAAACUAGUAGACAUUUAUCGGAAUUCUGGAUGUUGGAAGCAGAAUGGGGCGACCUGCCUGUUGGAACACCUGACACUGGUGUCCGCGGGAUCUGUACUUUCGUCGAAGGUAUGAUUCGCGCAGCGGUCAAAAAUGUGCUUGAAGCCCCUGAUACGAAAGCCGACAUUGAUGUCUCUUGGGGUCCCACAGUCGAUGAGAAGUUGGAUUUGAAAACGGAGAGGAGGCAAGAGAUGGAAAAGGCCGUCUUUGGUAACGGGAGGUGGAAUAUCAUGACCUACGGCGAUGCUAUUCUUGCUUUGGAGGAGGAGUACGAACGUCAACGCCGAGACGGUAGGACCCAGUUUGAGUUCAAACCAGCAUGGGGGAAAUCACUACAAAGCGAACAUGAAAAAUGGUUGGCAGAAGUUAUGAUUGGUGGACCAGUAUUUGUCAUCGAUUACCCUCUCGAAUCGAAGCCAUUCUACAUGAGGGUCAAUGAUUUUGAUGGUGAAAGGCAAACGGCGGCCUGUUUUGACCUGCUGGUGCCCGGCGUCGGCGAACUUGUAGGUGGAUCUGUUAGGGAAGAGCGGGAAGAUGUUCUUUUACAGCGUAUGAAGGAAGUCGGUCUCUGGACCGAAGAGAAUGGCUUAGGACACUAUGAAUGGUAUAUGGAUUUGAGACGGUAUGGAGGGUCACCGCAUGUUGGCUUUGGGAUGGGUUUUGAAAGACUUGUUUCGUGGGUGGGAGGUAUAGAAAAUGUCCGGGAAUGCGUUCCAAUGCCCCGAUGGGCUGGUAGGCUACUGUUGUAG
This is a messenger RNA of Marasmius oreades (fairy-ring Marasmius), 1563 nucleotides long. RefSeq lists its product as uncharacterized. The transcript is spliced from 4 exons. Gene Ontology annotation, biological process: asparaginyl-tRNA aminoacylation. The record is from RefSeq and is a predicted model, not a curated record. Gene Ontology annotation, molecular function: nucleic acid binding; ATP binding; asparagine-tRNA ligase activity. Gene Ontology annotation, cellular component: mitochondrion. The coding region runs from base 1 to 1563 and encodes 520 amino acids. NCBI's taxonomy places the organism in Eukaryota, Fungi, Basidiomycota, Agaricomycetes, Agaricales, Marasmiaceae.